Molecule: messenger RNA, 1838 nt
Organism: Odocoileus virginianus texanus
Lineage: Eukaryota; Metazoa; Chordata; Mammalia; Artiodactyla; Cervidae
Source: RefSeq, a predicted model, not a curated record
UGUGGCUCCUUCCUGCCGAAGUACUUCCUUGCACUCACAGUGGUCCCUCUGCUGACUCUCUUCUUGUCCUCAGGCCCCACCAGCGCCAUCCAGGUGACUGUGUCAGACCCCUACCACGUGGUGAUCCUAUUCCAACCCGUGACCCUGCCCUGCACCUACCAGUCGACCGCGACCCCCACGGCGCCCAUCGUGAUCUGGAAGUACAAGUCUUUCUGCCGGGACCGCAUCGCUGAUGCCUUCUCUCCUGCCAGUGUUGAUAACCAGCUCAACGCCCAGCUGGCAGCUGGUAACCCAGGCUACAACCCCUACGUGGAGUGCCAGGACAGCGCACGCACCGUCAGGGUUGUGGCCAUCAAGCAGGGCAAUGCCGUGACCCUGGGAGACUACUAUCAGGGCCGAAGGAUCACCAUCACAGGAAGUACGUGGGAUUGGACGGGGGGCUUCUCCAGCCUGGAUCAGGGAUGGCCUGGGCUGGCCCUGGUCAGCAUAAUCUGUCUCUCUUUUGUCCCUCCAGGGAGGACCUCGGGGGUGGCCGAGCUCUUACCUGGUUUUCAGGCGGGGCCCAUGGAAGACUGGCUGUUCGUGGUCGUGGUCUGCUUGGCUGCCUUCCUUGUCGUCCUCCUGCUGGGCAUCUGCUGGUGUCAGUGCUGCCCCCACACCUGCUGCUGCUACGUCAGGUGCCCCUGCUGCCCGGAAAAGUGCUGCUGCCCCGAGGCCCUAUAUGCUGCAGGCAAAGCUGCCACUUCGGGUGUCCCAAGCAUUUACGCCCCCAGCACCUAUGCCCACCUCUCCCCUGCCAAGACCCCGCCCCCACCAGCCAUGAUCCCCAUGGGCCCUCUCUACAAUGGGUACUCUGGAGACUUCGACAGGAAUAGCUCAGUUGGCGGCCACAGCUCCCAGGUACCCCUGCUUCGUGACACAGACAGCAGCGUGACCUCUGAGAUCCGCAGUGGCUACAGGAUUCAGGCCAACCAGCAGGACGACUCCAUGCGGGUCCUAUACUACAUGGAGAAGGAGCUGGCCAACUUUGACCCUUCUCGACCCGGGCCCCCCAAUGGCCGUGUAGAACGAGCCAUGAGUGAAGUCACCUCUCUCCAUGAGGACGACUGGAGAUCCCGGCCUUCACGGGUCCCUGCCCUCACCCCCAUCAGGGAUGAGGAAUGGAGUCACCACUCCCCCCGGAGUUCCAGGCGGUGGGAGCAAGAGGCCCCCCUGGAGCGGUCAGGGAACAGCCGGGGUGCGGGGCGGCCCCGAGCCCGCUCUGUGGAUGCUCUGGAUGACUUUACCCGGCCGGCCUCUGCUGAAUCAGGGAGGAGAUCUCCCCCAAGCAGCGGGAGGAGAGGCCGGGCCUAUGCACCCCCGCGAAGUCGCAGCCGCGAUGACCUCUACGACCAAGACCAAGACGACUCCAGGCACGUUCCGCACUCCCGGGAUCCCCACUACGAUGACUUCAGGUCUAGGGAGCAACCUCACGCUGACCCUCGGGCCCGCUACCAGCGCUCCCGGGACCCUCGGGAUGACGGCUCCAGAUCCAGGGACCCCCCCUAUGACGGGCGGCUACUAGAAGAGGCCUUGAGGAAAAAGGGGCCAGCGGAGAGGAGGCCUUACAGGGAGGAAGAGGAAGAAGAGGAAGCCUACUACCCUCCAGCGCCUCCCCCUUACUCUGAGACUGACUCUCAGGCUUCACGGGAGCGGAGGCUUAAGAAGAACUUGGCCCUGAGUCGGGAAAGUUUAGUCGUCUGAUCUCAACAUUUUGUAUGUAGUUUUUGUAUUUUUUUUUUUUUUAAUUGGAGGGAUUAUUGAUGAUCUCGUAAAACUAAUAAAACUUCUAAUCACAA